Messenger RNA from Effrenium voratum, 4496 nucleotides. Lineage: Eukaryota; Dinophyceae; Suessiales; Symbiodiniaceae. The record is from the annotation of a GenBank genome assembly.
UGCAACGUGAGUGAUCGAUCAAGGCACCAAGGAGCACGGACGCCUCGGAAAUUUUGAAUCUUCUCCGCACGAGCCGCGAGUGCGGCCGCGGCUUACCUCAAGAGGAGGCCGGCCCGUGCCCUUGAGCGACUGCUCGGGCAGGAGUUUUGCGACCUGAGCAUCAUGUCCAGGUUCGAGGCCGCGGCGAAGAAGGCCGCAGGCGGCGUGGCCCCAAAGACUGCAGCGAAGGCGAAAGCCGCUGUGCCGUCGGUGCUGGCGAAACCAAAAGCUGCACCGCCCAAGCUAACGACUCUUGAGGACAAGAAGAAGUUCGUAAAGACGUGGGAGAUGAAGAUCGAUGACAAGGACUGCGAGGUCCAGGCGGAGGCCAACAAGAAGGCCAAGAAGGACCUCGAGACGGCCUUGAAAAAGCUUCAGACCGACGAGACGUAUCUGAAGGUGAAAGAGGAGAUCAAAGAGAUGGAGCUUCAAGGGAAGCGCGAUGCAGAGCGUGCAGCUCUCACUGCCAGCAAGACGGACGCCAAGGCAGCCACGAAGACUGAAAAGAAAGUGGUGGCCACAGCGACGGAGGCUUCAGAGGAGGCGUUGAAGGAGGUGGAGACGGCUCUGGCGAGCAGCGGCAAGGACGCUGCUUCUGCGAAGGCUUCGGCUCUGGCGACGCUGGAGAAGCUGAGCAGCGCCACCGCCUUUGUGCUGCCCAAGUUGCCGCAGUUGGUGGAGCUUUUUGCAGAUAGCAAGCUGGGUGCUCCAGCGCAGAAGGCCGCACUGGCCAUCGUCACCCAUAUCCAGCCUCGAGGGCAUGGAGUCGCGUCAGAGGUAAUGCCCAUCCUCUUGAAGGGCAUGCAGGACAAGCGGUGGAAAGUGAAAGCUGCUUGCAUCGACGUCUUGCUGCCCUGCCUCCAUCAAAUGUUCGAUUCCACGCCGGCGCAGAUGGCAGGGCUCCUGCCGCAGAUUCUGCAGGUGCUGGCAGAAGCGGCGCUGGAGGUGCGGGCAGAGAUCCGGAGUGCCACGGGAGCGGUGCUGAGAGAGAUCGGCACGCUGGUGGCUAGUCCUGAGAUCAAGAAGCUGUCCCAGGACUUGGUGACGGCCUUGGCAGAGCCGACCAACCAGAAGCACACGCAGGAUGUGCUGGCCAGAAUGGGCAACCAGACCUUCAUGUCGUUGAUCGACGCCGCAUCGCUGUCCUUGCUCAUGCCCAUCGUUGUGCGAGGGCUGAGGGAGCGGGAGCCGGCCAGCAAGAAGUGGUCCGCACAGAUCUUCGGCUCCACCUCCCAGCUGGUGCAAACCGUGGACUUCAUGAAGCCCUACUUGCCCAUGGUGGUUCCCAUGCUGGAGCAGGCUCUCUUCGACCCAGUCUCUGAGGUGAAGCGAGAGGCCGCCAAGACCUUCGGUGUGAUGGAGCAGGUUCUGCCUUCCUACUCCCAGCGGAAGCUGCUGCCCUGGCUCUUCGGCAAGCUGCGAGGAGGCGAGCAAGGAGAGCAGACUGGAUGUGCCUUGGCUUUGGCAGAGACGCUCUUCAAGAUGGACAAGGAGCUGGCGGCCAGCUUCGUUGGGGAGCUGCAAGCGGGGGCCACAGAUCCCAAGACCUCUGUGAGGCGUGGUUUCCUGGAGCUCAUGGACACCAUGCCGCAGGCCAUGAAGAUGGACUUUGUGCCCUACAUCGAAGCGCUCUUCCCUGCGAUGCUCAUGGGGAUCACAGGUGACAAGGACCAGAACGAGGACCCCGGGCACCGAGCUGCUCUGGCGCUGGUGCAGCGCUUCGGGGAUCUCUGUCCGGAUCGCCUCUUGGAUGGCUUCGAGGGUGCGUAUUGCUGCACUUUGCAGUAUGGGAGCCCAGAGGAAGCAGCCAGAGUAGCGAUCACCCGCGAGAAGACCGUGAGUCUCUUGGGCAAGGUGGCCGAAAAGAUUCUGGAGCACAAGAAGUUCGGGCAAGACCUGCUCACUACCGAGGACUGCUCCAACAAAGCAACUCGGGAGCGACUCCUGGUGUUGAUCUUCCUCGCCAGGUCUGACGCUGAUGCCGCAGUGAAGCGUGUGGCCAACGGCCUGUGGAAGACAGCGGGCGGAGCGCCAAAAGUGCAGAAGGCGAUCAUGCCUAGUAUCUCCAAGCUCCUGCAGCGGCUGCGGCAGGGCGAGCGCGGCGCCGCUGCUCAGAAGCUGGCGCUGGAGGUUCUGGACCAGCUGGUCAAGAGUGGAGAUUUAGAAGCUCCGGAGGGCGAUGUGCCUGAGGCCCCGCCAUUCACAUUCCCACCACCCGCGCAGCGCGCGCCCACGGGCAGCUUGCCUGCGCUCGUGGUCAUGGGUCAAGUGGUGGAGGAGACGAAGGAGGAAGCAGGCGAGCAAGGCGUUGAUGCGGCUGUGGCCGCCAGCAAGGCGCGAGAGGUCGUGAAUAGCAACCCCCACUUCGCCAAGCUCGUGCCCUGUGUGCGGGACCAUCUGGCGGCCAUCUCGGCGUCCAUAGUGGUGGAAGGCCAGAAGAACAAGCACUUCCAUGGCAGGAAACAAGUGGCCACCAUGACCGAAGACCUUACCACAGCCUUGACACUCCAAGAGGAGGUGGGUGAAGCGCCACCCUUGGACAAGCUGCCGGCGGUGUGUGAAGACGUGGUGCGCGCGGUGAUUGGGGAUGCUUUUGACGCCCACGCGGAGGGCGGGGACGCGGACGACGAGAUGCUGCUCAGAGUGGAGAACCUGCUGCUCAUGUACGGUGCAGGGCAUCUCCUCCUCAAGGACACCACCCUGGAGAUGCGCAAGAACUGUCGCUACGGCGUGGUGGGCCACAACGGCGCGGGGAAGACCACGUUGAUGAAGGAGAUCGCGGCCCACCGCAUCGUGGGCAUGCCAAUGGACUUGAAGUGCGUGCACGUGGAUGACUCCAAGCUGGGGGAGAUGAGCAAGAGCUACUUGAACGCGUUGGAGUACUGCAUCAAGAUGGCCAAGGAUAUCGGCGUCAACGAUGCUGGGCGGGAGACCUUGUUGAAGGUGGGCUUCGACGAUGCCAAGCUGAACGACCCGGUCUCGGAGCUGUCCACCGGCUGGAGGAUGCGGCUCACGUUGGCCGUGUCCAUGCUGAAGCAUGCAGACCUCGUGCUUUUGGAUGAGCCCACGAACCACUUGGACGAGCAGUCUGUCCAGUGGCUGAGUGACUACAUCCUGUCAAUCACAUCCUCUUCGGUCAUGGUGAUUUCACACGAGCCCAAGUUCUUGAACAAGAUUUGCACGCAUGUUGUUGCAUACGUGGACAAGAAGUUGGAGUACACUGAAGGCAACUUUGACGUCUUUGCGAUGAAGAAGGGCCUUAGCCGGGAGCAGAUCGACGCCAUGCUGUCAGGGAACCUGAGCUUUGACACAAAGAAGGAAGGCGAUGAAGAUGACGAUGCAGGUGACGCACCGAAGGUGAGUGCGCCGGUGGCCGGGCCGCCCAAGCUGUCCUUCCCCAUCCCGGGGUCCAUGGAGGGCGUCAAGACCGGCUCCAAGAGCGUCUUGGAGUUGAGGCAUGUCUCCUUCCGCUACUCCAAAGACAAGGACUACCUCCUGGAGAAUUGCUCCGGCAAGCUGAGCCUCAGCUCCCGGGUGGCCAUCACCGGCAGGAAUGGCUGCGGCAAGUCCACAUUGAUGACAUUGCUGUGCAGCGAGCUAACACCCUCCGAGAACAAGGACGGCUCCCAUGGAGAGGUUUGGCGGCACCACAACCUGCGUUUGGCCUACAUGAAGCAGGACCACCUGAAAGCUUUGGGCCCUUUCUUUGACACCUCUCCGUUUGUGUACAUCACCGAGCGCUUCAAGGAAGGCUUCGACGGAGACCUGCAGCGACGCCUCGUCGAGCCUGAGGAUGAAGAAGAGGGGCUUCGGAGAAAGGAGCUGGCGAAGCAGCACGGGAAGUACGGGAACGAGGUGGCAGAGCUCGUGAGCCGCACCAAGGUGGGCAACCAUCUCUCAUACGAGGUCCGGUGGGCAGGCCUGGACGAUCCCAAGCAGAACACUCUAGAGCCAAUCUCGAAGCUGAAGACCAUGGGGCUGGACAAGGUCAUCAUUGCCUGCGACGAGCGGAUCGCUGCCAAGGCCGCUGGUCUGGAUCAGCGACCGCUGACGCGGCGAGAGAUUGUCAGGCACUGCGAGGCCUUUGGCAUCGAUGAGGAGAUGUGCUGCAACCGCCAGAUCCGAGGCUUCUCAGCCGGCCAGAAGGUGCGCCUCUCCUUGGCCGCGAUGUUCUGGACCAAGCCGCACUUCAUCGCUGUGGAUGAGCCUACGAACUACUUGGAUGUUGAGACGGUGGAUGCUCUUGGAAAGGCCCUCACCACCUUCCGCGGCGGCAUCGUCAUGAUCGAGCCCAAGACUGACUUCGUGGAGCGCAUUUGCAAUGAGAAGUGGGUCGUCGAGGACGGGAAAAUGAUGGUGGAGAAGAUGAACAACGGCGUGAAGCGGCAGGCAUGAGCGAGGUGAGCCGCCCGAACCAGCUGGCGGAAGCCGGACAGGGUGUCCAAGAGAGACUGGAU